UUUGUUUUCUUUUUGUGAUUCGUAACUUUUUUUUAUCGUUUAAUGUUCAACAAAAUGAAAAUGAAUUAUUUCAUUCUUUUAUCUAUUGUCUUGAAUAUUACUGGAUUAACUUUUUCAAAGUCAAUACAAAAUAUAACAUCAUUAGACGAAGAUUCAAUGAAUAGCCGACUGGAAUUAUUGGAAGCCAAAGUAACUGUGUUACAAAAUGAAAGGAAAAGACAACCAGUAUUGUUUUAUGCAACUAUAAAACAGAGCGAAUUUACAUUGAAUACACAUUCUACUGUUGUAUUCGAGACCGUCAUUAUCAACGAAGGCGGCCAUUACAACAACAACGAUGGAAUAUUUGUAGCCCCCCGGGAUGGAAUAUAUAUGUUUUCAUGGACGGUUUGCACAGUGAAUGCGAAUUACAUAAUAACGGAGUUGGUAGUUGAAGAGAACAUUAUAAGCUCUACUGGGGAGAGAGACGUUGAUGUUGGAGCUUUUUCGUCCGCUUCAAUGACAGCUUUCUGUAGAAUGCAGAAAGAUGAGCAUGCCUGGAUUCGAACAACUAGCUAUAACACUGCUAAUUAUUUUUAUAGUAUGGACCGGCAUCCCCGCACGUCUUUUCUUGGAUUACUUGUUGAUUAAGGAAGUUGCCUACUAUGUAUUUUCAUACGACUGUUCUAGAUGAAUAAUUGAUAACAAUUAUAGAAAAGCAGAUACUUAGAUCAAUGUAGUUUUCAAAUAGAACUUUUAAAGCCAAUGGAAAUUCAGCGGUAAACUAGUUUUUCUACACGUUUAUACAUUUAACAUUAGAACCCUUUUUCGUUAAAAAAAACUAUGGAAAAUAAUAAGGAUUAGAUGAUAUUUGUUUAUGUGCAGUGACUUGGUUACGAAAAAGAACAUUGGGGUUAGCAUGCACAGCU
Messenger RNA from Mytilus trossulus (common blue mussel), 905 nucleotides. RefSeq names its product heavy metal-binding protein HIP-like. The record is from RefSeq and is a predicted model, not a curated record. The transcript is spliced from 2 exons. Gene Ontology annotation, molecular function: protein binding. The coding region runs from base 43 to 627 and encodes 194 amino acids. Lineage: Eukaryota; Metazoa; Mollusca; Bivalvia; Mytilida; Mytilidae.